AUGUCACUCUCUUUCUCUUCAACCUCCCUAUCAUUCUCCGAAUCUUCAUUUUCACUCCCAAAACCAACCCAUCAAUGCUCAAAUUUCCACACAAUCACGUAUGCAUCAAACAGUUUUCGUUCAGUAACAAGCGUUGGAGGUUCUACUUUCUGUAGAAGAUUUCGUGGUUUGAAACUUUGGAUACUUGAUAGACUCAAUUUUCAACCGUUGAAGCAACCUAACUGUAGAAAUCACUUCAAUAAUGAUAUGGAAACUGAAGGAUCGGUUUCUGAUUCGUCUCAUGUACCUGAUGCUGAUAGUAAGGUCACUUCUUCCACGGAGUCUCCAUCUUUGCUGCAAACGAUUCCCUUAACCGCUCCCAUUGAUAUCGGUAAAGAACCUUCACUUUGUAUUGCAGUCAUAGGAGCCACCGGUGAGCUUGCAAGGGGGAAGAUUUUUCCAGCUUUAUUUGCCCUCUACUAUAGUGGCUUUCUUCCCGAGAAUGUAGCCAUUUUUGGGUAUUCAAGGAAGAAUAUAACUGACGAAGACCUACGGUCCAUUAUAGCUUCAACAUUAACAUGCAGAGUUGAUCAUCAACAGGAUUGUGGGGACAAAUUAGAAGCUUUCCUUGACAGAACACACUACAUCAAUGGAGGUUAUGACAACAAACAUGGGAUGUCCUUAUUAAAAGCCAGGAUGGAGCAGAUUGAGGGAAGAUCCAAAGCCAACAGGAUUUUCUACCUUUCUGUGCCACAAGAAGCACUUUUGGAUGUUGCUUCAUGUCUUGCAAGCAGUGCUCAGACCCAAAACGGAUGGAAUCGCAUAAUAAUUGAGAAGCCAUUUGGGUUUGACGCUCUCUCUUCACAAAGGCUCUCACAAUAUCUUCUCUCGAAGUUUGAGGAAAAGCAACUAUAUAGGAUUGAUCAUCUCCUAGGAAGGAAUCUUAUUGAAAAUCUAACAGUUCUAAGGUUUGCCAAUUUAGUUUUUGAGCCUCUAUGGAGUCGAACUUACAUAGACAAUGUGCAGGUCAUUUUAUCAGAGGACUUGGCUGUGCAUCCAGGAAGGUAUUUCGGUGGCUAUGGGAUUAUCCGUGAUAUUGUUCACAGCCAUAUCCUCCAAACAAUUGCAUUGCUUGCUAUGGAACCACCAGUUAGCCUUGAUGGAGAAGAUAUUCGAAAUGAAAAGGUCAAGGUUUUAAGAUCAAUUCGCAAAUUGGAGCCUAAGGAUGUCAUUCUUGGCCAAUAUAAAGCAAGUAGCAAAGACAAAGUUGAUAAGUGCUUAGAUGGUCCUACACCUACUUAUUUCGCUGCUGCAUUAUACAUUGACAAUGCACGAUGGGAUGGUGUACCAUUUUUGGUCAAAACAGGCCUGGGACUCAUCAAACACCAAAUGGAGAUACGAAUUCAGUUUCGACCUGUUCCAGGAAAUGUUUAUCAUGACUGCAUCGGGCACAAUACUGACCGUGCCACAAAUGAGCUCAUUCUUCGUGAUGUUCCUGAUGAAGCUAUUCUUGUGAGAGUCAACAACAAGGUUCCCGGGUUAGGCUUACAACUGGACUCUUCAGAAUUGAAUUUGCUUUACAAGGACAAGUACAACGCUGAGGUGCCGGAUUCAUAUGAGCAUCUUCUGCUUGAUGUCAUUGAUGGGGAUAACCAUCUGUUUAUGAGGAGCGAUGAACUUGCAGCUGCGUGGAACAUUCUAACUCCAAUCAUGAAUGAGAUAGACAAGAACAACAUAUCAGUGGAGCUUUAUGAGUUGGGCGGUCGCGGUCCAGUCGGGGCAUACUACCUCUGGGCAAAGCAAGGCGUCCGGUGGGUAGAAAGCUAG
This is a messenger RNA of Lathyrus sativus (Indian pea), 1806 nucleotides long. The record is from the annotation of a GenBank genome assembly. Lineage: Eukaryota; Viridiplantae; Streptophyta; Magnoliopsida; Fabales; Fabaceae.